This is a messenger RNA of Trichoderma atroviride IMI 206040, 2297 nucleotides long. RefSeq lists its product as uncharacterized. Lineage: Eukaryota; Fungi; Ascomycota; Sordariomycetes; Hypocreales; Hypocreaceae. Gene Ontology annotation, cellular component: Golgi apparatus; membrane. The record is from RefSeq and is a predicted model, not a curated record. Gene Ontology annotation, biological process: retrograde transport, endosome to Golgi.
CCUCGUAAUAACUUGGCAAUCUCUAGACUUGUCAUUUACAGCACACAAUUAUUCUCUAGUCCUUUGACAGCUCUGCGAACAGCGUCAGGGAAACACGGCAGGUUUAUCGACAGCAGAACAGGUACUUCUUUGUACUGUGGCCGUGCGGGAAACGGUCGCCUACGAGCUGCACCUUUAGUCUUGGCUGCCGCGCAAUUCGCAUCGCUGAUAAACCACAACCGCCAAGGCCUUCCACGAUCCUCUCCCAGACCCCCGACGAGCCGCUUUGCUUCCUCUACAGCAGCUCCCAGCCUCUGCCAGCGCUCAAUUGCCGCGUCGCCUGCGCUGCCGCCACCAUGAGGCCUCUUCUCGGGCUUCUCGCCCUGGGCAUGUCCCUCUGGACCGCCCAGGCGCUGGAGGUUCCAAUGAACGAAAAGGAAGGCUCUCGCCAGUACUGCACCGGAAUGUAUAGUCGCAAGUCUUGGGGCGGUCCGGUCGAUCCCUUUAUCCUCGUCAAGUUCCUUAACGAUACUGCGCCGGAAGGAGACGACCCCGUCGCCAGUCUGGUCAUAUUCGAGUGGAGAGAUGGCAACCUGGUGGGAAUCCCGGAUCCAGAUCUCCAAGCCCAGCGACUUGCGCUUUGUGACGAAGGCGCCAUUAAGAACGGAUACUGCAACUCAACCGACAAGGGGCAAUUUGUCCUGGCCAAGAAUGCUACCGACUUAUCCAACCAGGUCAUCUUGACCAAGGCCGUCCACCUGAACAACCCGGCGCCCAUCAACUACCCGAUUAAAAAGACUGGAUACUACUGUGUCCUCACCGAAGGAUUCAACAUUCAGAAAUACAGCGCCGUGGUUGAAUUCAGAAACGCCUACGGAGAGCUGCCGGCAACCCAGAUCCCGAAGCUCCCCUUUUACGGCGGAAUGUCCAUUUUAUACGCCUUGGUAGCUGUCUUUUGGGGCUUUCUUUACUUUCAGCACCGACAUGACAUCCUUGCUGUGCAAAACUACAUCACGGCCAUUCUCAUCUUUUUGACAGUUGAAAUGAUUCUGACAUGGGGAUUCUAUGAUUUCCAGAAUCAUAAUGGGACUGCCGGCGUGGGCAGCAAAGUCUAUCUCAUUGUGAUUGCAGUCUUGAAUGCCGCUCGAAACUCUUUCUCAUUCUUCCUGCUCCUCAUCGUCUGCAUGGGCUACGGUGUUGUCAAGCCUACUCUCGGGCGCACAAUGAUUUACAUCAGAUGGCUUGCUGCUGCCCAUUUCAUUUUCGGCAUUGUCUACGCAGUAACGAGUUUACUUGUGUCGCCCGAAAGUGCUGGCCCCUUUGUUCUUCUCAUUGUCCUCCCAUUGGCUGGAACUUUGACGGCCUUCUACGUUUGGACGCUUAACGCGCUCAACUAUACCCUCAAAGACCUGCGGGAGAGAAAGCAGCAUGUCAAAGAAACCAUGUACAAGAAGCUGUGGUGGGCCAUUCUCAUCAGCGUCUUGGUCAUUUUUGGCUUCUUCUUCUUUAAUAGCUUUACCUUUGCAUCGGCCAGCGACCCCGAUUUCGUCCCUUUUCACUGGAAGACUAGAUGGUUCAUCUUGGAUGGCUGGCUCAACAUUGUGUAUUUUGCCGACGUUGCCUGGGUGGCAUACGUCUGGCGACCUACAGUCAACAAUCGUCGCUUUGCCAUGAGUGAUGAGAUUGCUCAAGACGAUGAUGGAAACUUUGAAAUUGGAGACAUUGGCAUGCCUGACGACUCGGACGAUGACGAAGAGGCGCAAAUCGGCAAGCCUACCUAUCCUGGGCAAGACAGCGGUGUGACAGGUGCUGGGCCAGCACAAGCUAGUAGCAGCAGAGCUGUACCGGGCGCGCAGUCACAAUCAACAGCUCGUGCUGUCCCACGAGACUCCAUUGACGGAGAGACGAUAUUUGCAGUCGGCGAUGAAGACGGCGAUAAGGCAUCGGAUAGCGAGGGAGACAGCGACGAUGACGAGGAUGCCAAGCUUGUACACAAGAAAAUGUAAAGACGGAGAUACGGCAUCAUACAGCGAGAUGACAGCGAAGUGACAGCGAAGUGCGGCGACGAUGAGGAUGCCAAGUGUGUACACAAGAAACUACGAUGAGGAGACGUGUUGAACUUUUCUGGAAACGCGCUGGGUUGUAGAAUGGAACAGGAACGGAACUGGCUUCUCAGGAGUUAUUAAUAGGGGUUUUUCGUACCAACAUUGCUUUGUUGUUUUACGGUGUAGAAUAGAAAAUUGAUUCAAUAUGACUUGAUAGGGGAUGGAUCUUGUGUGAACUGGGCUAGUAUUUACAGAGGUUGAUAAUGGGCUACA